AUGGCUGCCCUGUGGACUCUCUCUCCUCUGCUUUUUGCCUGUCUGCUUUGGCCCGCAUGUUUGGCCCUGACUCCCGGAGCUGAGCCUCUGCAGCCCCAAAACCUGCCCUCCUCGCUGGGCUUAAACAGCAGCGAUGGCAGCCCGUCUGUGGAUCUUCCCAUGGCUCUAAGGGUUUUCAGCGUAGACUAUCACCAUGUGCAGGCUCCCUUUGAAAUCGUGCUGUGGAUCAUGCUGGCCUCGCUGGCCAAGCUGGGUUUCCACUGGUCAGGUCGGGUCCCAGCAGUGGUCCCAGAGAGCUGUCUCCUCAUCAUGGUGGGCCUUCUGGUUGGAGGAGUGAUCUAUGGCGUUCGCCACUCUGCCCCCCCAACCCUCAGCGCUGAUGCUUUCUUCCUCUUUCUGCUCCCGCCAAUUGUGUUAGACGCAGGAUACUUCCUGCCAGGGAGGAUGUUCUUUGAGAAUCUUGGCACCAUCCUCUGGUUGCUGUGGAACAUCCAGGCGCUCUUUUGCAAACUUCAAACAUGCAGCAAUGUUUUUCUUACCAGUGUAUAUAAACAACGCACUGAGCCAAAUGGCAUUGUGACCUGCGCUGUGACCAUGAAGCAGUAUGUGGAGGCUAAUGUGUCCGAGCGCAGCAACACCAGCAUCCAGUACUUCCUGAAGAUGUGGAGCAGUGUGAGUGAGACCCUCAUCUUCAUCUUCCUCGGCGUGUCCACAAUACAGGAUGUCCACAUGUGGAGCUGGCCCUUCGUCUGCUCCACGCUGCUGCUCUGCCUCGUCUGGAGGGCCUCAGGUGUUCUCCUGCUGACCGCUGUGGUGAACAAGCUCCGGAGGAACACUGUGACAUUUAGAGAUCAGUUCAUCAUUGCCUAUGGAGGCAUGAGAGGGGCGAUCUGCUUCUCUCUCGUCUUCCUGAUCGAUGACUUCCCAAAGAAGAGACUCUUCAUCACAACUACCAUCGUGGUCAUCCUCUUCACUGUCUUUGUACAGGGGAUGACUAUUAAACCUCUAGUGGAGUUGCUGGAUGUGAAGAGGAAGAAGAGAGGUCUAAAUACAGUCAGUGAGGAGAUCCACAGCAGGCUCAUUGACCACCUUCUGGCAGGAAUAGAGGAUGUGGUUGGUUACUGGGGGCAGCACUACUGGAAAGACAAGUUUGAGCAGUUCAAUAAGAAGUAUCUUCGUCGUUUCCUGAUCCGUGACGAUCACCAGGCCCACUCCAGCAUCCUCAGAGUUUACCAGGAGCUGGAGAGAAGGGAGCAGAGGGGAGAUGAGGAGGCCCCCCCGCCAGUAGUGGACCACCGCUCCCACACCCGCCCCCUCUUGCCCGAGGAGAUGGAGAGCAUCCGGCGUAUUCUCUCAAGAAACCUUCAACACUUCAAUAACAUGCAGAGACCGGCCUACAGCAGACACACUUUGCACCAGGACGCCACCAUGGGUCGAGCGAGGAAGCCUCUCCACAGACACCAGAGUCUGGGAGAAAGAUGCACGUACAACACUCAGGGGGAGGAUGGAGAGUUUAACGGCUCAUGCAGAGGGAGAGCAGGACUCAGCAGGUCCCACACAGUGUGCUCCAUGAGCCCAAGGCCUGUCCUGCAGGACGCAUCAGUCCCAGCAGCUUCAGCUCAGACCAGAGGACGAGUGGAUCCGGACUCUGAAGCUUUCAGAGAGGAGCAGAUCUCUCCAGAACAACAUGAAGCCCCUGCGGAGAGAGCCGCGAGGAAACAACUCAGCUUUGUUUUGGAGAGCGAGAAGCAGCCAUGAAGGCAGAAUGUGACAAAGAAGACAUUUAAAAUGGA
Messenger RNA from Notothenia coriiceps (black rockcod), 1793 nucleotides. Its product is annotated as sodium/hydrogen exchanger 2-like. The transcript is spliced from 13 exons. Gene Ontology annotation, molecular function: potassium:proton antiporter activity; sodium:proton antiporter activity. The record is from RefSeq and is a predicted model, not a curated record. Lineage: Eukaryota; Metazoa; Chordata; Actinopteri; Perciformes; Nototheniidae. Gene Ontology annotation, cellular component: plasma membrane. Bases 1 to 1758 code for a protein of 585 amino acids. Gene Ontology annotation, biological process: proton transmembrane transport; potassium ion transmembrane transport; sodium ion import across plasma membrane.